GUUCCAUUUCAUCGUUCGUCGUUGGUGGACGCGUCGCACAAUGCCGGAAAAAUACUGCAAAAAUCCAUGAUUUCCCAUGAAAUCACAUACGUAAAGUUGUCAUACGAUAAGGAAAUCGCGUUUUUGGCAUUCGCAAGUGAAAAAUCAGUGGAACAACAUGUGAAAAUUCACCAAUAAGAUCCUCGUAUCGCGAGUGUGUUUUCCCGGUUCGCAUUUGUUGCUGAUGCAUUUCCCGGUGUUGUGCGUUCGCUGAUAAGCACUGGUGAUGCUGAUGAGUGUUGGAAGGCGAUAUUCGUGAUUGCUUAUCAAGUUAGUGCCACUCGUUCAAAGUGUUCCAAAUGUGUACGAUUGUGUUCUACACGCCUUUUACCGUCUGCCCGAAGGAGAGUUGCUCCAAAUACAAAUAGGUUUCAGUUUGUGCAGUUGUCGAAGGUGUAGGAAAUCGAAAUGGGAAGAUCGGGCGAGAGAAAGCGCUGGUGCCACGCCGGGAUGUGCCGGAGGACGGUGGUCGGUAGUUUAUUUUGUUUACUGCUCGCCAUAAAUCAUGUUGCAGCGCAGCUAAUAAUCAACGUACAAAAUCAGGGAGGCGAAAUCGUACAGGAGACAAUAACUUCCAGCGUCGGAGAUGAAACCUGCACGCUGGAAUUCCAGAGAAGUGAUGGAACUUUAAUAACUGAGCUGAUAGACUUCAAAAGUGAAGUGCAGGUCCUGAAAGCGCUCGUGCUCGGCGAAGAAGAACGAGGACAGAGCCAAUAUCAGGUGAUGUGCUUCGUGACCAAAUUCCAGAAAGGAGAUUUCAUCACUGCCGAUGCGAUGGUAAAACUACGACAGAAAAAUCCCAGCACGAUCCGAACACCGGAAGAGGACCGAGGGAAGGAGAACUACACGAUGACGGGCUGGGUACUGUUGGACCGUGCCACGCCAAUUUCACGUCACGUGGCACCGUUCUGUGUGGAAGCGCAGGAGGCCACGUACGUGCGCGACGUCGAUCUGAAGGCGUGGGCCGAACUACCAGGAUCAUCGAUUUCGAUACUGGAAUCGGCGGUGAAGUUGUUCCCGUCGGCAAACACCGUAACGGCUCCAUCGCGCUGCAGCGACGUCAGUGCCAUCUGGGCCCCGUGCAUCUGCACGCUGGAGAUGUGUAUCGGCUGGUACCCGUGCGGGUUGAAGUACUGUAAGGGCAAGCCGGAGAACGCACUGCAGAACAACGGUGGCGGUAGCUACCGGUGCGGGAUCAAAACGUGUCGCAAGUGCCAUCAGUACUCGUACUACGUACGCGAGAAGCAGCAGUGUCUGUGGGAUGAAUGACCGAAAAUGGCCCAUCGGUGCCCUCAGCAACCUUCAGCAGCAGCAGCAGCAUCAGCAAUAGCACUACUAGCAACGACAACAACAGCAUCGCAAACAUCACAGCUGACCCCGGCCUUGUAUGCUGGGUUAGGUUCGUACCUUGACGGAGCAGGCCUGUACAGUGGCGGAAGUGGCGGCAGUUCCUGGAGCAGCAAACACUUGCAGACACACUCGGGAUGGAGUACAGCACGCAAACCAGACCGAGUGGUACUACAGCAUCGUUCAGCACUACCCCCGUUCCGUGCACCUCCGGCUAUCGAUUACGGUAAUCGCCACCAAUAUCGGGAACAUUAUCGAAUGGAACAGGAACGUUGGUCUGGUGCCGAUUACGGCAGUUCACCGCAGCGGCCAGCACCAGCCUGGUGGUUAUCGCUGGAUCUGCUGUUAAUCUGCACGUUACUACCGAAGGCGACGCAGUGGACCAGCAAAAAGCAGUACAAUACCAGCGUACCAGUAACAACCAUUAGCAACAGUGGCGAACGACGACGAACGCCUACGGAAGCUCCAGCGUCAUCAUCAUCGAUCGCAUCUGCAUGCUGGACGCAACAAAGACCGCUCGAUGCAGGUGAUCGGUCGAGCGCGAAACACAAAUCACCGCCACCUUCGCCGAUGUACAGGUGUUUCCCGGAGCACAUCCACCCACCAACUUGGAAAGCCGCGCCAGCAGCCGAAACAAUCAGUGAAUUUAACUUUACCCUACGAACACCAUUAUUGCCAGCAACAGUGCCAUUGAGGUUGUGGAAGGUGGCCCAGGUAGCCACCACAAGACACCAUCCCCCGUUCGCCGCUCCUAACCGAGCCACCACAGUACGGAUGUCUCCUUUCGAAAAGGGUUUUCAGUUUAACGAAAUUAUUUUAUAGCACAAAUAGGUGUAAUGAGUUGUACCCCUGCCUCCUUUUGCUCGUUCCUUCCCUUUCCCGCGUUUGCCAGUUUGUUUCUUUUAUUUGCUGUUAUUUGCACACAAACGGCAGGCCACAGUUCCUGUAAUCUGUAAUCUGUUCCGCACGAAGUCCCCGAGUGCGCGGCGCGAUUUUAUGUCCAGUCGUAAAGCGGACGUCGCAGGAUUUGCGAGUGUCAACUGCUGAGCAAGUGGUAACUUGAGCAGGUAGCGCUCAGUCGCAACGCAAAACAAAGACAUACGAUGGAUCGUCUAGAGCGAGAGAGAGGGCAGCCAGGUCCCUGUGGUGGCCUUUCGGCAGUAAUCAAUUCCAAACCGUGUACCGCUGGACGCUCGCCGCUCGAUUCGUGUAGCACAAAUAGGAUAAGGAGGAUUUAAAGUAACACACUUACCUUCCACCAUCAGUCAGUUGUGUGAGGAAGGCGCCCGUGUACCUUUUUUUUCGGACGAAACUUACCUUUCCGUCGGGCUAGUAAAUGGAUCGGAACCGCAUUACAAAGAAAAUGCCGCCACCAAACCAGGGUCGGGAACGCACCUUUAUCCGGGCACUAGAAGAUUGGCGAAGGAGAACAAAAAAAAAACAAACGAAACACAGUAUUAAAACACUCAAACGAAAUGGAAUGUACGAAGCCAUAAAGAAAACCGUAAAGAACAGUAGGGUCCUUCUACUUGGCACGUUCGGUGUUGAGGGGCCCAUUCCACUUCUCUGUUUUAAAGACUAACAACGCCUCGGAUUCGACAACCGUGUGCAAAAUGUUCAGGUUGAUUACAUUCCUAUGGGUUGGGCGUGCGGAUUUUGUGUGUGUUUUUAUUUCCGUCCAGGAGCGCGGUCCACCUUUCAUCGUUCGCUUGCGCUGCUGGGUGGGAUUCUUCAAGUUGUUAUUUUUUUUUUCGUUCUUCCGUCCAUUCGGGCUUUCAACAAUCCUCGCGUGUAAAACCGGGUUGGUACCGAGAGUGAAGCAUUAGCCAUACCACCGAUGAAAUUAUUUCAAAUCCCUCUCGUCCACCAUCCACCAUCUUCUCUCUCUCUCUUUCUCGCUCUUUGUAGGCAAGAAUAGGCAACACCUCGGACCCGGUGACGGCCGACCAGUGUGAAACUGUGGAAAUGGUUUUGCUUUUUAUCUACUGUUCCUAAUCUCUCGCACUUGCAAUUUACUUUCCUUAAUUGUUUCUUCUAUGUCGUGCCCGGUGCGGUACGGCGAUGGUACGCAUGAGAUAUGGUGCAAGCGUGGUAACGGAACAUUUUCGAUGGAGACGCCCAGUGUUUUACGUUUCUUGCGUGUGUAACACACUAGCAGGUUUUUUAUUUAGUUUUCGUUUUUUCUUUUGCAUUCCCGCGUUAAAGACUAGCGUAGACUUUGUUGCACAAGAAUGUUUACUGUUCAAGCAUCUACCAAGUAAUUGUGUUUGUGUGUCUGUGUUUUUAUUGUGCUUGUACGCUACUUAGUUUUCAAUUGCUAAACGGCACUCACGGAGAGGCCACCAUGAAUAGAAAUUCAUAUUCAUUGCCGGCGCUUCAAAGCAGCAGUUUUUUUUCCUUUUCCGAAUAAUUUAUACCGUUGUUAUCCAAACAACGCUUUUAAAAGCGAGCAGUAAGGGUUUCUUUUUAUUCCUUUUUCUGUUUUGCGUGAUCUCAUUCUGUUAUGCGAUUCGCUUUCCGUUUGAUAUUUUGAGUGGUCAUUCAAAACCAGCUCGAGAUAUAGCAUGAAAUUACUAUUACGCUUGAAUUGCAUAGAAAUGUUGAUUUGUUUCGUUUACCUUUCGCCAGCUAUUCGCUAGUCGUCCCGUGUUUGCCGUGAUGAGGCUGGUGCGCCCAAAAUGCUUUCAUAAAUCCUGUGCAUCAUGUCUUUUGCUGCUGGGUGAAUCGGCAUUCCGCUGUAGGUCCGUUGUUUUGCUAGCUGCCAUACUUGGUGGGGAAUAUUUUUGUGUGAAGUAUGAACAAAUUGAGCACGGGGAAAGUUCAUCACAACGUAGAAUUCAAAAGAAAAAAGUUAACGUGGACGUCAAUUUUCAUUUGCUAUUUUCAAAAGGAAUAAGCAUAUUAGACUUUCAACAUACCUUCUCGUGGAUAUAGUAUUAUCCAAAAAAUUCUUUAUAUGCGUUCCUGUGGUCUUACAACAAUGUUCUUCACUUUCCGGAUCGCCCAAAAAUAGAUCAUCAUGUUCACCGCCCUCGAGCAACCAAGUCGCAACGCUUUUUCGUUAUAUUCUCAAAUAUUCCAAGGAGACCGCAAAUAUUCUAUCGUCCACGUUUACGCUUUCGCUCGGAGCGCGUAUCGAAAGAGAAGCAAGCGAAACAUAAAAACACAGCAUCCGGAAACACAAACGCCACCACCGGAGCACAUUCAAUUGGUGGGUUCUUCUCGAUCGAGAUCGGCAAAACCUGAAGAAGGUGAAUGUUUCUUUCGGGUUGUGGCGUUGUUGUUUUUUUCGUUUUCAUUUUCGUCAGUCAUUUCCCGUGCGCUUCUUGGCGGUGACACUUGACAUCGUGUCGCAACUUUGGUGGUAAGCUUCCGAGCCACUCCACGCCUGCGAGUCGAGUGACACUCUGCUUCGUUGUCCAAAGAAACUGUAUUCGUCUCCCCCGCCCAAUGCGCACCGAGUGGAUGAGAACGAAACAAACAGGCCCUAACCGUUUUUUUCUCCAUGGUGUCGGUUGGGGAGAAAAAUCCAAAUCAAAAGCAUUGCAAGUACACUCGGUUGCUGCUUCCGUUUGCUGGAUGCAGAAGGAUCGGGAAAAGUGAAGAGAAACCGGAACACAGGAAGCCGUAGAGCAUCUCGUGCCAGUUGCCGCCCACUCAAAGUCUGGCAGCAUCUUUGUUUGAAUACAUAAUUUGUUUAUGCAGAAGAAGCAGCGGCAGCAACAUCAUCAUCUUGGUGAAGAUAGAAGCCAACCAAGCCAAGCCAGACAGGUCGAGACAAUCUUCACGACGACGACGACUCGCUCCGGUUAGGUUUCGUAGUAAGUUCAUUUCCUGGACCCUUCCUCCCGCCACGAUUGUCGAUGUCGUUUGUUGUCUGCCAACAACUUCCCACCGUGCUGCAAUGUUAGUUCUGUCUUUGCAAUGGUCUCUUACCUGUUUGGCGUCUGCAUACACCGUACAGCAGCAGCCAGCACUUUCGUCUACUAUUCUACUAAGCUGUGUGCCUGUGUGUAUACCUGGUUAUUUGUGGUGUUCCCGUAGCCCUUGCCGUUGGAAUCGUUUAUUUUUUAUUUAUUUUCACUUUUCCCUUUCGUACCAACACACUCACAUACACACCCAAAAACACAUUGCCAUGACUGGCAUGACUUUAAGAAGGAACGAUAGAAAAUUUAAAAUAAAACUCGAUGGAACUGUUGGACAGGGACGGUCGGUCCAAGAAAGUCGGGCAAGUAAUUUGCGCAUUUGUAAAUACAUGUUCGUUUAUUUCGGUUGCUACACGUGUUGUCUUUUGUGUACGGUAACGAGAAGAACGGUUUCCUCUCGUUCCCGUUCCGCUACCCGAUUCUUUUUCGUUCCCCGCUUUCUUCCGUGCAUUAUUUAUUCCGCAUUCGAUCGACAUCCGGCACACGAUGAAGGUUGUGCACCGGGGACGCAACCGACUGUCGUCGUACUUUUUAUUCUUUCAUUUAUCUACGCUGUACAGAACCAAAACCAGUACCCGCUCGUCAUCGAGUGGUACGGUUUGGUGAAGAAAAAAACAUGCUAUACAUAACAAUAAAUAAUAAAACAGUAAUGGGUAGAGCGCUCAGGAAAGGUUGGCCCAGUGUAAAAGAGAUUGCGGGUGACACCAUUACUAGCGAGACGGCCGUAGCGGAGCGAAACCGAGUAAAAGUAGCUGACAAAGGAUAAUGCUUGGCCGCGGUGCGGGCGUACUUUGCUGUAGGGUACAUUAAUGUUAAGCAGAUAAUAGUAUUAUAUUGUGUCAAGCAAGCGGCAGCAGAAGCUGCACCCUGCGUUCCACUAUUUCAAUUGGUUUACUGGUGAAUUUUUUUGAGCUUUUUUUCUUGUCCGCAUACAUCAAUCAUCAGUACACUCAAUUACAUUCAGCAUUUUCUUUUCGGAAAAAUGUGUAAAAUUAAUUUAGCUCAUCCAUAUUUUACUCACAGUAAAACAAAAUUAAUCACAACCCUGAUAGGUAUUGAUUGAUACAAUACAAAAAAAAAAGUUUUGAUUUCAACACAAACAGCUAAAUGUCUCAGUGCCAUCACGUAACACGUGUGCAGAGAUGGGGUGUAUAAAAAAAACAAGACUCAGCAUAGACCCGCGCGAAUCGCAUUACUUAGCAUAACUAAGCCUAGCUAAGCCUGAAUGGAGAAAGUGGCAAACAUUUCUCAAAACGAUCAACCACCGUGACUGGUGCUGUAUAGUUAAAUAGAGAGAUAGAAACCUUAAACCUUAAAGCGUAACAAGAAUAUAACCAAUCGGAAAACUGCUAGAAGACGAUACACACACACACACACUCAUGAAAGAGAGAGAGAGAAAAAAAAUACAUCAACAUAAUACGUGGCCUUAGCUUUCCUCUGAUACUUCCUUCUUUAUAAAGUAAGCAAAGCGUGCCGGAGUGUCUGUGUACUAUGUGUGCGCAGUGCUAGAAAUACUUCAAAGCAAAACCAAACAUACUCAACAUUCGCAGAAAAAGAGGGAGAGAGUAACACAAUCGAAAGGAGAAGCAGAAACGAAUGCAAAAAAAAAAGCCACCACAUAGCGGCUUACAAGUGUGGAUGAAUAAACAAAUACCGUAGUGUGAUAGUAGUAUCAAAGCGAACAAAAAAGAAAACUAGCAGUACAAGCCCUGAACACACAGCAGCCAAGAAAACACGACGAAUGCACAUCGAAUGCACAGAAGAAAAGGAGAAAAGCGUUAGAAACGACUAGAAGCAAAACAGUAAUUAAAAACACGGUAGGAAUCCUUUUAAAAAGGGUGAAAAUAACCUCCAAACAACCACGCCUCCGAUAGGCCUCCCGAACCACCCGGCAAAAUAUGAUCCGUGAGCAUGAGUAGUGUUUCCUCAAAUUGAAAAGUGAAACCCGGGCCACACCCUGCUGCACCGCACGCAACUGCCAACUGUUUAUUUUUGCGCCCAAGUUGAUGUAAGUAAUUUUUCAUGUCGACCGAACGCGCCUGUUCCCCAGCUUCACCCAAUCCGACCGAAGAGCAAGUAACCGGUUUCCUUUCGUACGCCAACGCACUGCAAAUCGGGGGUAACCACCCCCUUUGUACUGCUACUAAAGGGGGGGUGGGGUGCGGAGGAAAACUUUUCGCACAACCGUAAGUAAGGUUGGGAAGCCGUUAAGUUCGGUCGUAACUUAGACCCCCGCCGCUCGUAAGUCAAUCAAGCUGGGUUGGGUGGGUUGAGUUUUUCGGAAGGAAAGGUGGCAGACCAUUAGUGUGACGGCAAAUAAAACCCAAAGGGGUCCCGUCCUGGGGAGGGGGAGAGCAACUUUCCCAAAGUGUAAUUACUGCGCGAAAAGAGGGGGGGGGGAGAGUGCGUCCGUGCGGAAGAUAGUUUGCAAUGGGGCGCGAGUCAUGCACCGUGUCUCGGGUGAGCGUUUCAGGGAACUUGUUAAGCGUUACCAUCGUCUGGUAAACGCAACACUUGCAAACCCCGUUGAACGGUGCCCGUCUUUCGUGACCGUUUAACCGGCGUGUACGAGUUUUCCUUAAGAAGUAAUGAUUAUCUUCUGGUGGUGGUAGAUAUAUGUGGGUUUGGUUCCUUUGGUCCAGUGUGUAAUAUUUUUAAUGCUUUUCGAGCCUUGGUGGUGGUGAAUUUUACGGGGAGGGUUGAAAUGACUAGCAACAGUACAAUGUAACAGAGUAAGAUUUCCGUUUCUCCGCCUGCGAGCUUGUUCCUAAACAUUCCCAGUCUUACAUUUCGCAUUUCAAUAUCUGCCGAUUCAAAUUCGAGCGAACAGCAAAGGAUUAACCCCUAUGGAAAACAAAACGCACAAGCUCAAUCCACAGUUCAUAAAAAACACCCUUAUAGAUUAUUAUUAAAAUUGGCAAUGAUACUGUACAAUCGAUCCUGCUCCGCUAAUAUCGCGAGUAAAGCAAAGCAGCAGAAAACCAAUGUAGCUUGUAAUAUAGGCAGCAGUAAGAAUCAGCGGAAGAAUCAUACAGCUUGCGCCGACGUAAAGUAUAUAUAUAUAAAACAGAGCGCAUAUAUUAUAUAGUAUAUAUUUUAUACGAAGCUAUAGACAACCCCGAGCGAAUGCUAGCAUAUAUUUCUCGGCCGAAAGAGGGUGUAGAAUGGAAAGGAGAGAAAGAAAUGGAAGAAAAAAGAAAACACGACAACAGAACAAAAAGAAAAUGUAAUAUAAUUGAAAACUCUAAAUAUACUUACAGAUUUGAAAGGAGAA
This is a messenger RNA of Anopheles stephensi (Asian malaria mosquito), 8586 nucleotides long. RefSeq names its product out at first protein (gene oaf). The record is from RefSeq and is a predicted model, not a curated record. The transcript is spliced from 6 exons. NCBI's taxonomy places the organism in Eukaryota, Metazoa, Arthropoda, Insecta, Diptera, Culicidae. The coding region runs from base 448 to 1308 and encodes 286 amino acids.